Racocetra fulgida is the source of this 879-nucleotide messenger RNA. NCBI's taxonomy places the organism in Eukaryota, Fungi, Glomeromycota, Glomeromycetes, Diversisporales, Gigasporaceae. The record is from the annotation of a GenBank genome assembly.
AUGUCCGCUGAUCGAUAUGACAAAUGCAUCAAAAAAAAUAUUUGUGAACUUAUGGCUUUCUAUAAUAAAUCUAGUUUACCUGAGCACGUUCUCUUUGGUGUAGAGUUUGACCGUGCUGAAAUGGGUCUAGUUUCUCAAAAAUGGCCACUUCCAAGCAAUCAACAAUUAAGCGAGUCAAUCCCUCAAGACUUGGUGAAAGCAUGGGAAGGUCAAUUAAACAAUCCCGCAACCUCUGAUUGUCAAUUUAAUGUUCAAGGUCAAAUAAUUUAUGCUAAUUCUGCAAUACUUUGCGCGAGGUCUAAAUAUUUUGAACUUGUAUUUCGAGGUCAAUGGCUAGAAUCUGAUAUUACUAAACAAGAAAUUUUACAAUCAUCUACCAAAGAUCAAAAAGAUUAUAAUAAUAAUAGUGUUAUUUCACAAAGAUGUAAUCAUGUCAUUGAUGUUACAGAUUUUCAUCAUCAAACAUUUCUGGAAAUGUUACGCUUCUUAUACACCAAUAAGGUGACUUUUGUUGAGAAAAAAGAUGAACAAAAUUCACAACUCACUCCUUUGGAUCUUUUCCGGAUUGCUGACAAAUAUCUUAUCGAUGAUUUGCGUCAGCAUGCUAAGUCGGAGAUAUUCAAAGAUUUAAAUGUUAACGAUGCUGCUGAAUUCCUUUUUGGUACUGCCUGGAAGUAUCCUGAAUUGAAAGAGCAAGCAAUGAAAUAUGUAGUUCUUAAUUUCGUUACCGUUAGACAGACAAGUGGCUUCAAAAAUAUUUUGGCUGAUCCUUCAAGUUAUCCUGCAUACACUGAUUUAUUGAAUGAAAUUUUGGCAGAAUUAUUUCCUGCAACUGGGAGUGUGAAUACUGGAAAACCAGCCAAAGAAGAAAACGCCUAA